Messenger RNA from Cyprinus carpio (common carp), 1257 nucleotides. RefSeq names its product extracellular calcium-sensing receptor-like. The transcript is spliced from 4 exons. Gene Ontology annotation, molecular function: G protein-coupled receptor activity. Gene Ontology annotation, cellular component: membrane. Lineage: Eukaryota; Metazoa; Chordata; Actinopteri; Cypriniformes; Cyprinidae. The coding region runs from base 1 to 1257 and encodes 418 amino acids. Gene Ontology annotation, biological process: G protein-coupled receptor signaling pathway. The record is from RefSeq and is a predicted model, not a curated record.
AUGUGUUUGCUUUUCUUUACAUUAUGCUGUCUCCUACUCUUGUACUACAUGAAACAAGCACAUUUCACAACAUUUGGAGAAGAGGUCAGAUUUGAUGAAAACAGUGAUCCAAUUGCAUCCUAUGACCUCAUGAAUUGGCAAAAACGGUCUGAUGGCUCCCUUCAGCUAGUGAGAGUGGGAUUCUAUGAUACCUCCCUCGAAGAUGACAAAGACCUAGUAAUAAAUGAUCCAAAAGUCCUUGCCUAUUCAUUGUGCAGUCAAAGCUGUCUUCCAGGCUCCAGGAAAGCCAGGCAAAAAGGAAAGCCAGUUUGCUGCUUUGACUGUAUACCAUGUGCUGAAGGAGAGAUCAGUAAUCAAACAGACUCAAUUGACUGCCUGACAUGUUCAAGGGAAACAUGGCCAAACCAAGCCCAAGACCAGUGUAUUCCUAAAACUUUAGAGUUUUUGUCCUUUCAGGAGCCCUUGGGAAUAAUUCUGUGGGCGUUUUCAGCAUUUGGGGCCUGUGCAGCAUUAGCAGUGAUUGGUGUGUUUAUAAUGUACAGGAAGACACCAGUUAUACGAGGAAACAAUAUAGAGUUAAGUUUCCUUCUCCUUCUGUUCCUUUGUGCAUGCUUUCUGAUUAGCUUAACAUUUAUAGGGAAGCCAACUGACUGGUUAUGUCAGAUUCGGUAUCCAGCCUUUGGAAUAAGCUUUACUCUCUGUAUUUCAUGCAUCUUGGCAAAAACUGUAGUAGUUUUAAUGGCUUUCAGAGCCACCCUCCCUGGCAGUAAUAUCAUGAAGUGGUUUGGCCCUGCUAAACAAAGAUCAAGUGUAAUCUUGUGUACUUUUGUGCAAGCACUUAUUUGCAUCACAUGGUUAACAACAAAGCCUCCUGUUGCUUCAUACAACACCAAGUUCUUGAGUGCAACUAUAACUGUUGAAUGUGCUGUUGGAUCUGAAACUGGAUUUUGGUGUGUGCUAGGAUAUAUUGGCUUCUUAGCUUCUUUGUGCUUCUUAUUAGCAUUUUUGGCCAGAAAAUUACCAGACAACUUUAAUGAAGCUAAAUUCAUCACAUUCAGCAUGCUUAUAUUUUUUGCUGUGUGGAUAACCUUCAUUCCAGUUUAUGUGAGCUCUCGUGGAAAAUAUAUGGUUGCUGUCCAUGUCUUUGCUAUUCUAGCUUCUGCAUUUGGUCUCUUGCUUUGUAUAUUUGCUCCUAAAUGUUAUAUUGUAUUAAUGAAACCCGAGAGAAAUGACAAAAAGCAUAUGAUGAAAAAAUAG